AUGGCGUUACCCUUAGAAACAUCACAUUUGAUAGCGCAACUUCGAGUGUCUUAUCUCACACUAACAGAUAAUGAUGAAUAUGCUAGACGAAUAAUUAAACCGUUGGUGGUUGGAGGAAAUGAGACAGAAGAACAGCAAAAUAUAUACACACAACUCGAAAUGCCGGAAUCGCCUCCGAUUACUUUCAAUGCUAACCAUCACAUACAAACAUUUCAGGAUGCUGGAAAUGAAGUACGGAAGAGAACGAUAAAGAAAAGGAAGAAAAUAGAUAGGAAGCAGAACAAGCGAGAGAUGAAAAAUGCACAUAAAAGGGAUGACCGGAUGAAUUCAGAGUUAAUUGAAGAAAAAGAGGCGCCAGACUUGCCAGAUAGACCCCAAAGUCCAGGCAAUACGACGAAUGGCAGAACUGAUCUUGAGUCUAAUGGAGAAUUGCUGGGACUUUCUUAUACAAAGACUAUCAAGGGGCGAAAUAGGAAAAGUAAGCCGAAUAUUGUGAAGUUCUUCCAUUCGAAUAAAAGUAAUGGCUAUGAUUCAGAUAGUGACAGUGAUAGCGACGACGCUUUGAGAGCACCUCCCUUUGCUGCCUCAGAAAGGAACCUUGAAUUGAUCGAAGAAGAAAAAGCCAAUGAAGAUGACAGUGAAGAUAGUGCAGGAGAUAGAAUACCUAUAUAUGACAAGGAAACCAGUGAUGCUAUAACUAUUGACAGCGACUUCGAAGUACCUGUAACAGCAACGGGAGACGUAUUGAAAACUUCGACAACAGAUUUUGGUUACAGUGAUCAAGAUGAUACGUCAAGCAAGCACAAUAAUACAAUAGAUACUAUUGUGAAAGAUGAAGAUGAAAAUGACGAUAUUUAUGUUGAAGAGGAUUCCAAUUUUACCGAGGAGGAGGACGAGGAUGAGGAUGAAGACGAAGACGAGGAAGCUGAUGUGUCAUCCACAGACUCUGCAUUUACAGACAUUGAAACAGACUCUAUACUUGACUCUUCUAUGCUACUCGAUUCGUAUAACGAUAAUGCGUAUAAUAGUUAUUCUUUUGGAACCCAAACUGACACAUUACCUAGCUUUCCAAGCAAUUCCAAGAAAUUAAAAAAGAAGAAGAGUAGACUCAAUUCAUUCGAAAGCCAAAGUUUUUCAAGAACUACGGGGAAUAUAAAACGAACUGCUUCACAAACUUUGAUUAAUUCAGACCCCAAUAGCGAACAAAUUAAUAGCAUGACAAACUUAAAAACACUUCCUAAUUCCAACAUGCUAUAUAAUUCAAAUAGACUUGCUGUCAGUAGGAAAAACUCAUUUACAUUUGGAAAAGUUGAUGUUUCUAAGCAAAAAGAGCAUGCAAAUCAGCCAAAGAAUUCCAAGUUAAGCAUGCUCAUCCAAUCACGGCAUAAAUCAUCUAACAUAAAUCCUUUAAAUUAUUAUACAUUCGUGUCGUCAUAUAUUGACUCAAUUUAUAAGGCCAGCCUCAACAUAUACUUACCUCCAAAUACGAGCCCAGUAAUUACUGACCUUGGUAUUAAUGAUAACGUCGCCGUUUCAGAUUGUAUUGGAUACAUAUUAUUUAAACUAUCUAGUAUGUCUGAGUUCAAUGAUGAAGAUGAUUCGUCAUUAAUGAACCCAAAUAAAUGGAGACUUGAGUUAGUUGACGAAGAUGGUGAAAAUUAUGGGUCGUUUGGUAUCUUGGAUAGGACAAGACUCUUAUCAUCGUAUAAUAACCCACGAGAUAUUGCGUUGUGUAAGAUUCUCGACGAAACAGAAAUAGCUAAGAACGAAAAACAAGCUCCAUUACCAAUGGAAUUCAAGCAAAAUUUAUUGGCAUAUGAGAAAAAGCAAAUGAACUCAAAUACUAGCAAUAAUCGUAAGUCAUUGAUAGUUAAUGGGAAAGACGAGACAAUUGAAUUGAAAAUCUUACAAAAUUUUAAUGACGCACUAUCAGCUUCUGAUUAUUCAUUAGUUUUUAUUUCAACAAAUGCACUGAUGGGCCAAGUAUUAGAUAAAUUUUGUAAAGAAAAUGGACUUGAUCCUUCAAGGUAUAAAAUGAGAGAGAUUUUAUUACGUGAUGCACCUGAAAAUAAUCCUAUCACUCAUAAGCAUUUACAGCCAGAAAAUACUUUUUUGCAAGGUAAUCUUGGUACAGAUAUAGAGCCUGCAGUUGUCGAGUCUAAAAGAAUAUUGAGAAACACAGACCCAGUACUUGAGCUACAGAGCAAUACACUUGAAUUAGUUCCCUCCGAUACUAUGCAAUCCAAGAUUAUUCAAGAUUCUGUUAAUAAUCAUUCAUUGGCAAAUAUGGCUAUAACCCCUUCAGAAUCUACUAAUACUCUACCUUUAAUUACUCCACCAGCUAAACAAAUGGAGGAUAAAUUCCAGUCGUUAAAUAUUGCAAACGAAGGAAAGCUGAGUACCCCGAGCCAUACUCACGAUGAUCCUCGCAGAAACACAACCGAAAGUAUUAAGCGCACUAUUAAUUCAAACAAAUACUUGGAUGACAUUAUCAGAGGUAAGAAUCCGCAACUUCCCACCAAUAUCAAUACUAUCUAUUUUACUUGGAAAGUGUGGAGAAAAAAGCCUACCAUCUUAAACAGAAUUGAGAAAACAUUAAUUAUAGAUGGUGAUUACAUUCACUUAACGCCAUCAGAUGUCAUGGUUUGGAAAAAGAAUCCAAGCGAGAACCCAUUUUUAUCUAAUCAACAGAAUCAUAGCCAAUCUCAUCAUCAUCACCAUUAUUUGCAUCAUUAUAAUUAUUCAAAUUAUUAUAACAGUCUGAUGAUGAAGACGAGUUCGUUCCAUAUUACUCAAAUCACCAAAUUAAAACAGUACAAAAGCAGUAAGAAUCCAAACCAUUUUAAAAUUGUCAUAAAGAAGCAUGUAGACGGUUCAACGAAUGCCAAAGAUUCGUCAAUCAAAAAGAAAUAUGAUUUGGAAGCUGCAAAUGCUGAAGAAUGUGAGGAAAUUAUCAAGAAAAUUAAAUGGGUUUUGCAGGUGUAUAAUAUGUCAAAUUUGAAUUCCACUUAA
Debaryomyces fabryi is the source of this 3012-nucleotide messenger RNA. RefSeq lists its product as uncharacterized. The record is from RefSeq and is a predicted model, not a curated record. The transcript has a single exon. Lineage: Eukaryota; Fungi; Ascomycota; Pichiomycetes; Serinales; Debaryomycetaceae. Gene Ontology annotation, biological process: TORC2 signaling. Gene Ontology annotation, cellular component: plasma membrane; TORC2 complex; cytoplasm. Gene Ontology annotation, molecular function: phosphatidylinositol-4,5-bisphosphate binding. Bases 1 to 3012 code for a protein of 1003 amino acids.